Bufo bufo (common toad) is the source of this 1927-nucleotide messenger RNA. RefSeq names its product solute carrier family 2, facilitated glucose transporter member 9-like. The transcript has 12 exons. Gene Ontology annotation, molecular function: hexose transmembrane transporter activity. Gene Ontology annotation, biological process: monosaccharide transmembrane transport. Lineage: Eukaryota; Metazoa; Chordata; Amphibia; Anura; Bufonidae. Gene Ontology annotation, cellular component: membrane. Bases 174 to 1724 code for a protein of 516 amino acids. The record is from RefSeq and is a predicted model, not a curated record.
CAAUCUGAGGAGGUGAAGGCUACUCUACGGGCAGCCUCAUUCCUCCAGCACAUACACUUUUAACAACAUCAUUUUCUUUUCUUGUUUGGGAAUUUUAGCUGAAUUUUCAUUUUCCUUCCCCCCUACCCCAUUCAAAAGUAACUUGCAAGUGAACGACAAUUUCUUCAUUGUAAAUGGAUAACUACAAGAAAGAUUUCAGAACCAAGCUUAUAGCCGAGCACAUGACAUUUCCUUUGCUGGCUGUCUCCCUGCUCUCCUCAUUCGGGUCCUCCAUGCUUUAUGGUUACAAUUUAGCAGUUGUGAACUCUCCAUCAGAGCACAUUAAAACCUUCUACAAUGCCACCUGGAUCCAGAGAUAUGGAGAGCCACUUACAUCAAGCCCAUUGACCAUUUUAUAUUCCUUGACGGUGUCUGUAUUUGCACUUGGGGGGAUGUUGGGGUCCCUGUUUGUCGGUGUUCUGGUCUCCAGAUUUGGAAGAAAAGGAACCAUAAUAAAAAGUUCCCCACUGGUUUUCAUAGCUGGUGCCAUGAUGGGAUUCAGUCGUCUAUUACGGUCCCCUGAAAUGUUGAUUGUCGGACGGUUUAUCACUGGCAUUCACUCAGGUAUUUCGCUUAGCGUGGUUCCCAUGUAUUUGGGAGAAGUUGCUCCAAAGAAUUUACGGGGCUUCCUAGGCUUUAUGCCAAGUAUUUUCAUUUGCCUUGGAGUAUUUACUGCACAGGUGCUUGGUCUUCCUGAACUGCUGGGUAAGGAUGACACUUGGCCUCUGUUUUUCUCUAUGGUUGUGGUGCCAACGUUUGUUCAGAUCUGCACGUUGCCUUUUUUUCCGGAAAGUCCUCGGUACUUGCUGAUUGACAAGAGUAAUAUUCACGCUACAAUAGAUGCUCUUCGUUGUUUCCGUGGAAAGUAUGAUGUCCAAGAUGUAAUUGAGGAAAUGCAGGAGGAACAGCGGUCUCUAACUUCUGUGGAGAACGUUUCUGUGUGCCAGCUCUUACUGGACCGUACCUUGUUCUGGCAGAUUCUAUCUGUUAUUGUCGUCAAUAUGGGUAUGCAGCUAUCUGGAAUCGAUGCAAUUUGGUUCUAUACUAACUCCAUAUUUGAGAAUGCUGGCAUCCCUUUGGCUGAGAUACCGUAUACAACUGUUGGCACUGGUGCAGUUGAGAUAAUUGCAGGUACAAUUGGGUGUUUUACAGUUGAGAAGUUGGGAAGACGGCCUCUUAUGAUUGGUGGCUUUGGCUUUAUAGGGUUCUGUUGUGCUGGAAUUACUGUCACUCUUGUAUUUCAGGCACAGAUCACUUGGAUGCAUUAUGCUAGCGUGAUUUUUGUAAUCGGAAUCAUCGCUGGUUUCUGUAUAGGGCCUGCUGGACUUCCAUUUAUAAUAACGGGAGAACUUUUCAUGCAGUCACAUCGCCCCGCAGCCUACACUGUAGGAGGAACACUCAACUGGCUAUCCAACUUUACAGUUGGUUUUAUGUUCCCUUUUCUGCAGGAGUCCGCAGGAGCAUUCUGUUACUUGGUGUUUUGUGGGGUUUGUCUAUUUGUAGCCAUCUACGUUUACUUUGUCAUUCCGGAGACUAAGAAUAAAACCUUUUUGGAAAUUAGUGAAAUGUUUUCCUCAGGAAAUUCCUUGUCUGAGCCAGUAAUACCUGCUGAUAAUGUGAAACUGCGAAAACUGAAUGGGUAUGGAACAAUGGAGAACAGUUCACUGGAAAUCUCUCUGCCUUGAAAAGAACUAGAAAGGACUUUAUCGAGAGGAAGAUCCACAGUCUGUGAAACAGCAGGGCCCUUGGAGGAAGGAUGUACUGAAUUCUUACUGUUUUCAGUCCAAAGCCAAAGGACACAUUUGGGCAUUUAUCUCCAUACAUGUGGAUAAUAAGUGUUAAAAUUAAUAAAUACAAUUAUUUCUUAAAAAACUUAAAUAAAUCUCAU